CGUUGUGAGCGUCUGUUCGAAUGAGAUAUAGCACGAGUUGGAAGAAAAAACAAUGAAAAUAUCGAGAAAAAAAUGGAUUCGUUGCAAAUGGAACCAUUGAAUUUAACCCGAAUACCGUCAGUCGAGAGUGUGAUAAGCACUGGGGAUUUGUGCAAGGAUUGUAACAGUGAAUAUUGUAUAGUGAAAAAGUUUCGUGAAUAUAAAAGCGAGCAAGUUGUGUUGAAUUCGUAUCAUCAAUUUCAAUGUGUACCGUGUGGAAAGUCAUAUACGGCAUUAUCGACGUUACGCAAUCAUCAAAGAACUCACGUUGAGAAUAGAUCAUUUUUUUGUGAAUUUUGUACGAAACUAUUUGCUACAAAAUACGCAUUGAAAAAGCACACCGACGAACAGCACGCAAAAGAGGAAAAAUCGUUUAAAUGUGGACUUUGUGCGAAAAGAUUUCGAAGCAAAAGCAGUUUGAGCGCACACAAACGUAUGCACAAAAAUGAAAUGCCUGAUUUUGAAUGCACAUUAUGUGGCAAACAAUUUCGAUGGAAAUCAAAUUUCAAAGCACAUCUUGCAUUGCAUCAGCAUCAAAACUAUGUGUGUGAAAUAUGCCAAAAGAUAUUUAUGUCAGCGAAUCGCUUACAAAAGCAUCAACAAAAACAUUCGAGCGCAGAAAACCAAUGCCGCUAUUGUCAAAAUAUCUUUUCAAGUCGAUACAAGGUGAAUUAUCACAUUCGAUUGAAACAUCAAAAUAUCGCCCCAUGGCAAUGCCAAUUUUGUUUGGAAUCCUUUACUACAGCUACCAAAUUUCGUUCGCAUAUUUACGAAAUUCACGAUGCACCAAAACCGUUUGCCUGCAAACAAUGCAAUCGAACCUUUCGAACCAAAUACAAUUUGGAAACUCACAAUGGCAAACACGACAACAACACCAGUAGCGACAACAACAACACGCAUCCGUAUGAAUGUGACAGUUGUAGCCAUCAAUUUGUGCACAAACGCAAUUUAUAUUCGCAUAUGAUGCGGUGCCAUCGACAAAACAAAGAACCAAACAACGACAAUUCGCAUAAAAAACGACUAACGCCAAAUACCUUUGACCGACAUCGAUAUUUUUGCAAAUUGUGCCAGCGCGGUUUUGUCUAUAAAAGAGCAGCAUUCAAUUGUACACACAAUGCCAGCUACUAUCAUUUACGAAAUCAAAUAAAUAACGGUUUGAAUGGCGCUAAUAUUGAAUUAAACCAACAGCACAACGAAACGGAUAGGAUGAUGGUAAAAAUUAGUUUGGUAGCCGAAAACCGAUCUAACCAAAUUAUUCCUUUGUACCAAUUGAAUGUUCCAAAUGUAAACUCGACCCCAACAGCAAUUAGAAUUUCCAAUUCGGAAACAUCAGUUGAAAGUGUACACCGAAAUAUUGAACCAGUCAUACUGGUGCAAGCAUUCACUACUCCAUUGAAUUCAACCACCAACAACUCCAUUAGACAAAACGGUUCAGUUGAACAUCCACACCAAAACGAUUCGUUCAAAACAUUCUGCGAUUCACUUACGCCGGAAAUUAUCGUUAUUGAUAACAGCAGCAGUAGCAGCAGCUCUGAUGUAGAAAUAUUUCCAGAAAAAUCCAAUGGAAAAACUAUCAAAGAGUCAAAUCUGUUAUGCUCGUCAUGAUAUCGAUAUCGUUGACACUUUUUUUAUUUUAAACUAUUUGACUUUGAGUUUUCCUUUUUUUGUGUAUUUUAUUCAGCUUUAGAUAAAAUCAAUUUUUGUUGCACAUUUUAUAUGACUAAUUUUAGCGG
Molecule: messenger RNA, 1772 nt
Organism: Contarinia nasturtii (swede midge)
Lineage: Eukaryota; Metazoa; Arthropoda; Insecta; Diptera; Cecidomyiidae
Product: zinc finger protein 782-like
Exons: 1
Coding region: 73-1644 (523 amino acids)
Biological process (GO): regulation of transcription by RNA polymerase II
Cellular component (GO): nucleus
Molecular function (GO): RNA polymerase II transcription regulatory region sequence-specific DNA binding; DNA-binding transcription factor activity, RNA polymerase II-specific
Source: RefSeq, a predicted model, not a curated record